UACAGAUUCCUAUGCGCAGUUACGGAUUUUGAUGAAUCAGCAAAAUAAAAGCGAAAGGAAAGUAAAGCGAAGUAAAGUAUAUGGAUUGCCACUAGACAGCAGGAACACGCAGAAUACAUCGAAGAAACAGGACGAGGAAUAAUUAAUGCUCCUUUUAUACGGUGUAGUAUUAAUGGACUUAAUCUGGCUAAAUUAGUUGGGUAUUGCAGACACAACAUGUCAUCGCUUUUGAAAGCUGUAAAUCUAGGAAAAACCGUGUUUUCAAGAAGCACGGUUUUGGAGAGUGGUCGUCCAUACUUAUCUUACUUCAAUUCGAGCAUAAAAAAGUUAUACAGUUCUCAACCACCUAAAGGCUUUGAAAAGUUUUUUCCUAAUGCAGCAAAGAAAACUGCACCAAAGCAACCAAGUUCAGGCAAACCAAAGAAUCCCACUGGAUCAGGUGGUGGAUCUGGAGGGAAAAAAGAUGGAAAAGAAUGGUGGCAAGAGUUCUUUGAAGCAAAUCAACAAAACAUUAUGUUAUUUUCCGGUGCUGCUCUUUUCGGUUCCUACCUAAUGAUGCGCUCCUCAAGUCCCAGUAAAGAAAUCAACUGGCAAGAAUUUAGGAUUGGUUACUUAGAAAAAGGAGAAGUUGACAGAGUUGUUAUUGCCAACAAAAGUACUGCUAGAAUAUAUUUAAAAGGAAACCCAACCCAGAGCAAUCUUUUCUUUACAAUUGGGAGUGUUGAAAAUUUCGAAAGAAGUCUUGAGCAAUCACAAAAUGAUUUGGGAAUAGAUCCUGCUCACUUUAUUCCUGUCACGUAUGUUAAAGAAGCUGAAUGGGCGAAAGAACUUUUAAAAUUGGCACCAACCCUCUUGAUUAUUGGCGUUUUGAUUUACUUCAGUAGAAGGCUAUCUGGUACUGGUUCAAAAGGACAAGGCGGGAUAUUUGGUGUUGGGCAAAGUACGGCAAAGUUUUACAACAAAGAGACGAGUAUCAAUACAAGAUUUAAGGAUGUUGCUGGUUGUGAGGAAGCCAAGGUUGAAAUCAUGGAAUUUGUUAAUUUUUUAAAGCAUCCAGAAAAAUAUGUGGAACUUGGUGCAAAGAUUCCAAAGGGUGCAAUACUAUCUGGACCACCUGGAACUGGUAAAACAUUGUUAGCUAAGGCAACAGCUGGCGAAGCACAAGUGCCUUUCCUGUCUGUGUCAGGUUCAGAGUUUUUAGAAAUGUUUGUUGGUGUUGGACCAGCUCGUGUGAGAGACAUGUUCGCACAAGCUCGUAAAAAUGCACCAUGUAUUAUAUUUAUUGAUGAAAUCGAUGCUGUUGGUCGUGCAAGAGGAAGGACUGGUGCAUUUGGUGGACAUGAUGAAAGGGAGAAUACUUUGAAUCAACUGCUUGUUGAAAUGGAUGGCUUUACAUCUUCAUCAAAUGUUGUUGUUUUGGCUGGCACCAAUCGACCCGAUGUUUUAGAUCCUGCAUUAAUGCGACCUGGAAGGUUUGAUAGACAGAUAUACAUACCGCCACCUGAUAUCAAGGGAAGAGUGUCGAUUUUUAAAGUGCAUUUGCGACCAAUUAAAACCGACUUGAACUUUGAUGAAGUAUCCAGAAAAUUAGCUGCUCUUACGCCAGGGUUUACAGGUGCUGAUAUAGCGAAUGUGUGUAACGAAGCUGCUUUAAUAGCUGCCAGGUAUUUAUCAGAAAAGGUUGACUUAAAGCAUUUCGAAGCUGCUAUUGAAAGAGUUAUCGGUGGUCUCGAAAAGAAAACCCAAGUGUUACAACCUGAAGAAAAAAAGACGGUCGCCUACCAUGAAGCUGGACACGCUGUGGCUGGUUGGUUCCUCGAAAAUGCAGAUCCACUGCUAAAGGUUUCUAUCAUUCCACGUGGAAAAGGGUUAGGGUAUGCUCAGUACCUUCCAAAAGAACAGUACUUGUAUUCGAAAGAACAGUUAUUUGAUCGGAUGUGUAUGACGAUGGGUGGUCGCGUGUCAGAAGAAAUCUUCUUUGGUAGAAUCACAACAGGUGCUCAAGACGACCUCAGUAAAAUCACGAAAAGCGCUUACGCACAGGUUGUAACUUACGGGAUGAACGAUAAAGUUGGAAACAUAUCUUUCGAGUUACCACGAGAAGGGGAGGCCACCCUCGAUAAGCCAUACAGUGAAGCUACUGCACAGAUGAUUGAUGAAGAAGUAAGAGAGUUAAUAGAUACAUCCUAUAAAACAACAACAGAAUUGCUGAUAAAACACAAAGAAGACGUUGAAAAAGUUGCUCGUCGAUUACUGGACAAAGAAGUUUUAAGCAGAGACGACAUGAUCGAUUUAUUAGGUCCAAGGCCUUUUAAUGAGAAAUCCACUUAUGAGGAAUUUGUUGCAGGGACUGGAAGCGAAGAAGAAGAUACAACAUUACCCGAAGGUUUAAAAGAACUUGAGAAAGAAAUGAAAGAACAGGACAAGGACGAUGAAGGGAAAACAAUUCCUACGUAGGAGAGCACUUUUACUAAUGUGUGUGUGUGUUGUGAAUUCAGUGAAGCGUAUUUUACACAAGUAUAACAGAGUUGAGUGUUUAUGGACAUGUAAUAUCGUGUGCCUAAGUUUGAACUUCAAAACGGUGAAUACUAUCCGCGCAUGCGUAUAGCAAGUGUUGUAUAAUGUUGAUCAAGCACAUUUUUUUAUAGAAAAACUAUAAUUUUAAAAAAGUGCGCAUGUGCGAAUGAGUGUAGUUGAAGUGAUUUUAUGUAAACGGCUGGCAUUUGUGUUUUUGUUGUUAUGUAGACCACUCAUAUGUGAAAAAUUUUAUAUGUAUAUAAAAAAUUUACUCACUCCA
Molecule: messenger RNA, 2797 nt
Organism: Hydractinia symbiolongicarpus
Lineage: Eukaryota; Metazoa; Cnidaria; Hydrozoa; Anthoathecata; Hydractiniidae
Product: AFG3-like protein 2
Exons: 16
Coding region: 217-2457 (746 amino acids)
Biological process (GO): mitochondrial protein processing; protein-containing complex assembly
Cellular component (GO): m-AAA complex; membrane
Molecular function (GO): metalloendopeptidase activity; zinc ion binding; ATP-dependent peptidase activity
Source: RefSeq, a predicted model, not a curated record